Messenger RNA from Phaeoacremonium minimum UCRPA7, 471 nucleotides. RefSeq lists its product as hypothetical. Lineage: Eukaryota; Fungi; Ascomycota; Sordariomycetes; Togniniales; Togniniaceae. Gene Ontology annotation, cellular component: mediator complex. The transcript is spliced from 3 exons. Gene Ontology annotation, biological process: regulation of transcription by RNA polymerase II. The record is from RefSeq and is a predicted model, not a curated record. The coding region runs from base 1 to 471 and encodes 156 amino acids. Gene Ontology annotation, molecular function: transcription coregulator activity.
AUGGACCGCAAUCAGCAGGCGGUCGCUGCGAAUUUGAUGGAUCGGGAAGAGAAGAUCAUCGCAGAUGUGCUGGAGCGUUUUCGCAACCUGAUACUGGUCACGACGGAGCGCAUCACCAAUAAGGCAUCUACCGGCCAGGCUGCGUACCAUAGCAUGACCAUGGACGUUGAGACACAGGGCAUGAUCAAGUCGGUCGAGGAUCUCCUCGCGCUGACUCGUCAGUUGCGCGAGCUAUGGGUUGUGGGCCCAUUACGCAAGCCAGGCGAGGGCGAGAGAGAAGCAGAGGAGCAGAUUGACUCGGAGGUACAGACAGUUGUGCAGCUGCUGAACCAGAUACGAAGUCAGUCACGACAGAAACUUGUGAGUGAAGGCGGCGGCUUCGGGGAAUAUGUUGCUGGCCCGCUAGAGACUCUCGAGCCUGGCCGCGUGGAGGGGGCUGUGGCUGCCUCACAGGGAACUACUUCACAAUAA